GGGAAGCGAUGAAAUGGACGAAGCGAACAUACGAGCAGCGUUUGAAGCAAAACAAAUCGCGCUGGAGCCUCCUCAUGUUCCGAUAAGCCUUUGGAACUUGAAAGGAUGGACGAAACCAAAAGAGCCUGAAGAAGGUGAAGAGCGAGGAUCCGACGCGAACACUGAUCAAAUUGCAGGAGUUGCCAAGUCUCCUGAGCCGGAAAAUAGAUCAGGUUCGUUCGCAAUGACUGGAAGGCCCACUUCUGGUGCAAAUCAAAUGACGGACAGGAAGAACGAUGGUCAGCAAGCUAAAAAGUUUGUUGAAGGCGGGAACCAGGAGGAGGUGAAGUUGAUUGAACAGUGUAGGGAUACUUUCGAUAGUUGCAUUUUCUCUCCCGAUGGCCCUGUCGAUCUUCCAAAAAAUCUCGCAUCUUCAUCAUCUUCGAGCAGCUCCUCGUGGAGAGUUACCAAAGGCAGUGCGGGACAUCAAGUGACGAGAAAGAGAAACUCCGCGGGAGGUCUCAAAAUAGCCUUUGAUGAGUGGCAACCAUGGCGAUUUGACGCGGGAUACUCAGAGAAAGAGCCCUCCGUUCUAGGACUCCGCGACUCCAGCACACAGUUGCUCCACUUUUGGAAUGAAAUGAGUGAGAUUCUCUACCAAGAGCAGCGGGAUGGCAGCGAAAUACCAAUCCUUGCAGGGCAUCCGUCCCUUGUCAUGUUCGACAUGAACGGCUCAAGAUCUAGCAAGCACUUGAUUCUACAGGUUGAAAUGGAAGACGAUACGGAGCAGCAGCAGGAAAAUACUGAGGACAAGAUGAAAAAGGCACAUGCUGAAGAAAAUUUGGCCGAAGAAGAUGAUGAUUGCACGAGGAUUGCAAUUUUCGACGAUAGCGCUGUAGUCCCGUUAACGUCGAGCGGCAAUGAAGACGAAGAAAUCGAAGAAAGCGGAC
Amoebophrya sp. A25 is the source of this 929-nucleotide messenger RNA. The record is from the annotation of a GenBank genome assembly. NCBI's taxonomy places the organism in Eukaryota, Dinophyceae, Syndiniales, Amoebophryaceae.